Chaetomium fimeti is the source of this 1474-nucleotide messenger RNA. RefSeq lists its product as uncharacterized. The coding region runs from base 249 to 1403 and encodes 384 amino acids. Lineage: Eukaryota; Fungi; Ascomycota; Sordariomycetes; Sordariales; Chaetomiaceae. The transcript has a single exon. The record is from RefSeq and is a predicted model, not a curated record.
CGGAAAUUGGUAGGGAUCAAUUAGGAGGUCGGUACAUCUCAAAUGCGUCGGACACCCCCGGGGUUCAUCGUGUGACCGCCCUUUUUCGGCCCCCAGCUCGAUAAUUUUCUUUGUUGCUGGGCCCACUUCGUUCCCCUCACAAAAACCAUGCUCACUGAGCGAUCUGCACCUCAUAUUUCAAUCCCGACCUUGCUCACCACAAGCAGAAUCCUCAUCCCCUGCCUCAUUCACAUUUCCCGGCGAUCGUGAUGGCGGGCACCACGCCUCCGUUCGCAGUUUCGACAGCUUCGACAUCCUGGAAACCCCCUCUCGACUCCGAAAAGCCUCAUUGCCCAUAUACGACCAACUUCAGUGUCAACAUUACACGUCAUCAUCCUCCUCCGCCCUUCGGCUGCGAGGAGUAUGGAGUCGGGAAUUGGCCGAUGAAUGUCACCUGGGAAUGGCUCCGGUCCGUUACACAAACCAAACACGUCCUACACUAUCCUCCAUUGGAAUCCGGGACCCCUCUUUCCAGCCCCCAAACGGCAAAACUCACAAUCACCAAACCCAUUGCUGUCGAGGAUGGCCGAGGCCCACAGAUAGCCCUGUGCUCGAUUACACUAAACGCCGCUGGAUCAAACAGCAAAUCUUUCACCGCAGUCGCCAAAAUAUUCGACCCGCUCUACUAUUCCUUCCGCAAUAAACUUGCCAGCCAUGAGCCAGUGGACGUCGCAUUCGAAGCAGACGGAGACUACAGUAGGGAAGCGGCGGCCUACGAGCACCUUCAGAAAACGCAACAAACUGGGUGUUUCGCCCCCAGUUACUACGGCUCGUGGACUUUCAACUUGUCGAUUCGCCAUGGUGGCGUGGUUCGACAUCGCCCUAUCCGUCUGAUUCUCAUUGAGAACCUCCACGGCGUCUGCAUGCGCGAUCUGUGCAAUGACCCUCGUUCCCUAACCUAUGAUGAGGGAUAUCGUCUUGGAGUCCUCGCCAAAGUUAUUGAUGGCUAUGUGAGACAAGAUCACCAGGGAUGCCUCCAAGAUGAUUUAGCACCGCGGAAUAUAAUUCUUAUCCCAGGACCCCAGCACAAAGCCGGACCGCAGCCUAUUCCGCGUGUGGUCCUCAUUGACUACAACAAUGCUAUCGUAUACGAUAGAACUAUCGCGGGAAGGAAUGCAUCGGAUAUCACCAAACUCCCGAAGAGCCCCCUAGAUUGGUUUUGGGACGACACACUGUCCCAAUUCGACGGCUGGAGACCACCGCAGUGGAACGCCAACUACCGUGUGGUCCAGAAGUGGCUGCUCAGAGAAUUCCAGGGGAAGAAUGCAUCUUUAUAUGAACCGCCCCAGAGAGAACUGACACUGGACCCUCCGCGAGAAAUUCCAGCACAUUGGUCAACCUCGGAGAACACCUCGGUAUGCUAAUAGGGCAAGAUGUAACUACCUAGGUACCUAACUAGAUGAAUAAGCCUUUGACAUUUGCAACCUUCAAUAAA